GACACAGCGGCUGGCCUGGCCUUCCGCUACGUUCUGGACCUCAGUUCGACUCGAAUGCAGGUCGUCUCGGAGGUGGAGGCGGUGCUGGUCAAGAAUUUGGUGGAUUUGCUCACGAAGUGCGGCGACACGAUGGGGGCGAGGAAGCAUCAGUCCAUCCUGGACCAGAAGCGCCGUGCUGCUGCAGCCCCAGCUGUUCCGCUGCAGGCCAAGGUCAACAAGGCUUUCCACGAUCUUCGCCAGCUUCGUGAGCGCACCGACAAGGCCUGCAAUGUCUACGAGAAGAUGGAGGCUGAGUUGGCUGUGCAGCGGAGCCGAAUUCAGACCCUCACGAACGAGCUCAAGCAGGCUGAAGAGGUGCACACGGCCCUGGUGGAGCAGCUGCACAAAGAAGUCGCUCCCCCCUCGGUUCCAGGCCCGCCUCCCGCCGCUUGUUUGGACAUUGCGGCCAUCAUCCAGGGCAAGGCUGAGGAGAUCCCGAUUUCGAUUGACUCACUGCUGGCUCCUCAGCAUGACUACGAGAUCGCGGGCGAUGACCUCGAGGAGGCAAAUCGCAGGGCGCAGGAGCUCAAGCAGUCUCUUCAGGAUGCUGUUCGCAAGUUGUUCGGAGAUGCGCUGGUCAGGGCCAAAGCCUUCCAGGCUGACCAGAAGAAGAUGCUCGAGAG
Molecule: messenger RNA, 662 nt
Organism: Prorocentrum cordatum
Lineage: Eukaryota; Dinophyceae; Prorocentrales; Prorocentraceae
Source: the annotation of a GenBank genome assembly